AUGAUAAACAUUGUAGGCAAUUACACGUAUGCAGUAAUGUGUGAUACCAGUACAAGACCGGUAAUAAUGUCAAUAAGCAAAGCUAAAGUAAAGGAUGGUUGGAGAUUUUGUUCAUCAUGUGAAGCAGUGUCACCACCAAGAUCUUGGCACUGUCAAAUUUGCAACACGUGCAUUUUAAAACGUGAUCACCACUGUGUAUUCACUGGCUGCUGCAUCGGCUAUUUGAAUCAUCGUUAUUUUUUGAUGCUAGUUUUCUACAUAUUUAUUGGUGCUACCUACUCAUUUUAUUACAACAAUUAUUUUAUUUGGAGUAAAUUAGUAUUUGAAUUCCCUCUGUCUAUUAUAAAAAUAAUAUUCCCUUUAGCAAUAUUUAUAUUUGGAUUUGAUGAUUCGUGGGAACAAUUUUAUUUAAUGAUUUAUAUUAUCUCUGUUGUUGGUAUGUUAUUUACUGGUGCAUUAUUUAUUUAUCAUAUAAGAUUAGUAUGUAAUGGUACUGUUGCAUAUGAGAAAGAUAAAAAUAUUUCAAAGUAUAAUAUUGGAUGGAAAGACAAUAUCAAAGAUGUUUUAGGUAAACGGUGGUAUGUGUGCUGGUUACUGCCUUACAUUAAAUCUGAUUUACUCCACAAUGGUUUAUUUUGGAGUACUGUUGGAUCAUGGAAAGAUAAUUCGAAACAUAGAUAA
Messenger RNA from Cotesia congregata, 681 nucleotides. The record is from the annotation of a GenBank genome assembly. NCBI's taxonomy places the organism in Eukaryota, Metazoa, Arthropoda, Insecta, Hymenoptera, Braconidae.